Molecule: messenger RNA, 1428 nt
Organism: Coccomyxa subellipsoidea C-169
Lineage: Eukaryota; Viridiplantae; Chlorophyta; Trebouxiophyceae; Coccomyxaceae
Product: periplasmic binding protein-like II
Exons: 11
Coding region: 1-1428 (475 amino acids)
Cellular component (GO): plasma membrane
Molecular function (GO): signaling receptor activity; ligand-gated monoatomic ion channel activity
Source: RefSeq, a predicted model, not a curated record
AUGCCGAACGUGCGGCCGGCUGAUGGGCAUUUGGCGCAAGACAGGGAGUUCAGCACUAGUCAGCAGCCAUUGGGGAUAAUGGGGGAGCUACAGUCGAGGCAGGCCGACUUUGCAGCAUUCCCGCUGACUCUAGUGCCAGGACGGCCAGUGGACAUCGAUAUUACCUACUCCUACUAUGCAGGGGGAUUGGGCCUGUUGGUGCAGAAAGGGCAGCCCAGAAAUGACCAGCUGCUCUUCUUGCAACCCUUUGAUGCGCGGCUGUGGGUCACACUUCUGGGCACUGCCUUUGCAGCCGCUCUCGUGCUGAAGCUUCUGUCCCUGUACACUCCUCUGGGAGAUAGUGAGAUCCACAUGGUGCAUGCUUUGGAUGAUGGCGAGCAUGCAGAGGGGAGGAAGUACGAGGUGGAACACUGCAGCGACAGCGUGCUGCUGGAAACGUGGAUGGCCAUGUUUGGGGAACGGCGGGGACUGGCCAUCGGCCGCAGCUGGGCCACGCGGAUCUUCGCCAUUGCCUUUGCCUUCUUCUCCGUCGUGGUCAUGGCGGCAUACACCGCCAACUUUGCGUCCAUUCUGACGGUGCUCCAGAUUUCCCAGCCCAUCUCCAGCCUCAAGGACCUUACCUCUCGUAAUGGCACAAUAGCCAUCAACCCAAGCGGGGCCACCAAGAAUUUCUUCGACAACACCAAGGAUCCAAUCAGCGCUGACGCCGGCACUCGCAGGACAUACCUCCCGGACACGAUUGCAGGCACGCCCGCAAAGGAACAACCCAGACUUCAGUGUGCGGCGGCGGUGAGGAGUGGGCGGGCGGACGCUUACAUAACCGAUGAGUCGACACUGCAGUGGUAUGCGGGCCGGCAGCCGUGCGACCUGUCGGUACAGGGCGACAACUUUGGGCCGGGGGUGCUCGUGUACGGACUCCAGAAGGACUCCCCUUUCACCAAGCCUCUCAAUGCAGCCAUGCUCGAGCUGUACGAGAACGGGCGGCUGGACACGCUCAAGCGCCAGUGGAACUCCGAUAUUUCCCAGUGCGGCGAUUUGAAUUCGAACGCGAUCACCAACACGCGCCUAACCGUCACCCAGAUGACCGGCCUCUUCUACAUGCUACUUGUCUUUGCGGGAGCAGCCUUCCUUUGGGGCUCUGGCGAGCAUGCGGCGGUGUUCAUCGGCCGGCGAUUUCCAAUGUUCCAUCGUGCUGCCAGGGGCAGCAUCCCCAUUCCUGCCAGCAGCCGCGCCCUCAAGACUUCACUCAAGACCUUCAGGCGGCAGAUGUCAGAGCGCUCGAGCAAUGGCAAGGCUGAUCUGGCGGGCUGCGACAGCGACCGGGGAAUCGGCGAAGACGCCGAAGCCGGCCGGCCGCAGCCGCGCGCCCGGGAGCUGCCGCGCCGCGACAGCAGCAGCAUUGCGCUUGUCACGCUGCAAGGCACUUAG